Molecule: messenger RNA, 2127 nt
Organism: Sus scrofa (pig)
Lineage: Eukaryota; Metazoa; Chordata; Mammalia; Artiodactyla; Suidae
Gene: CDPF1
Product: cysteine rich DPF motif domain containing 1
Source: RefSeq, a predicted model, not a curated record
AGAAGCCCCGCCCCCGCCCGCGCUGCGCACGCGCCCAGGGCGGACGGCCGCCUUGGGGCGGGGCCGCGCACGCGCCUUGGGCUGGGCCGCGCAGGCGGAGGCGGAGAUGGCGUGUGAGGCAGAGCACAGUCCCUUGGGCAUGUUCGAGUGCCAGCUCUGUGCCUUAACAGCCCCUUACAGCUACGUGGGGCAGCGGCCCCCCUACACCCAGUCCAUUGUGCUCCUGGAGGAGAGCUACGUCAUGAAGGACCCCUUCACCUCCGACAAGGACAGGUUCCUGAUCCUCGGCUCCAGAUGCAGUCUGUGCGGCAGGCUGGUGUGCGUGGGCCCGGAAUGCAGUCUGUUUUACUGCAGGAGGUUCUGCCUCCCCUGUGCCCAGGAGAACGCUGCUGCUUUCCCUCCGGAAGUUCAGCAAGAUUUGGAGAAAAAGAAAAGCCCACGCAAGAGGCCUUCCAGCCAGCACGGCUCUCGGACGUGAGCGCAGCCGGGAACCGGGUCCGCAGUAGUGCCGGCCCUGCACCCGGCUCCGGCUCCCGCUUGCGGGCUUCUGCGGCCUGGGGCAGAGAUGGGGCCGAGCUGGGAGCUGCCGUGCCUGGCGCUGUUUCUGGGCCACGGGAGGCAGUGUCUGCAGCCCGAGGGACCUGAGCGACAGGGCCAGAGGACCACGCCGAGAAGGCGCCCAGACCCCGGUGCGCCAGAGCUGCUGUCAGUGCUGAGACGGCGGGCGCCCCUUCCCCUGCCCCCCGCCCUCAAAGGCCCCCUGUAGCAACUGGUGAGAAGCCACCCGUGGGCUCCCCUCUGCCCGCAGGUCUUAGCGGACCCAACAGCUCUGUGCUGUUCUGCAGCUUCUGCGGGGCCAGAGAACCCUUUCCCGGGGGUGUUAGAAAUGUGUCUGAUGAGAGGAUGAAUAAAGAGCCUUUACGGAUGGAUGCCGGCGCUGGGCUUUGUGAGCUGGGGCCACACUGACUGGGGCCCACCGUGAAGGACUCGUGGAGGCAGAGACGCCUCCAGGAGGGGCCGGGGGUGGGGGGCCUGCUCCAGGUCCAGGGUGGACGCUCCAGGACGAGAUUGUUGUUUGAAACCAAAACGUUCAUCUCACCACAGCCUUCAAAACCCACCAAAUAAUUUUUAAAAAUAGUUUAUUUUUUUAAACCAUUAAGGCAAAGCUGUACCCUGAAAUUAACUCUUUACAUUCAUCAGUCUUACAGUAGGACAUUCCAGAUGUGUAAGUUCCCGUGAAUUCAGGACAGAAAUCAACACAUACGAUCAGUUCAAUCUCCUAAAGGGAAAGUGAAUGAGACCCAAGAUUUUUUUAAAAAUUAAGUUAUUUUAUAUCUGCUUUCUAACUGCCUGGAACCACCAGAGUAAAGUGACAGGUUAGAUUCCGUUUGCUCUUCCCCGUAGCCCGGCUGUCCCCAGAGGGUCUGGUCCAGGGAGGGGAUGCCAGAGCCUGCUCGGAAAAGAUGGGCUUUGGGAUUGCCGCUGUUUAGUACAAGACAGAAGGGGCCUGUCAGCCCCUGAGCACUGCGUAUAAGGCACCCAAGAUCAGGAACAAGCACACACCGCGACGCCAAGGCCAGUCCUGGCGCUGGGAACCUGCGCGGCUCUGCCCCACACGUCCUGGGGGCAGACACAUCGGGCGGGCUCUGCCCCAGUAUGGAAACAGUGUCUGGGAGACUCAGGGUCUGUGGCUUCUGCCACACGCCCGGGUUGGGCUCUGGAGGUGCCAGAGAACCAGCUGGUAUGAAUCACUGCCACCGGCGUCUUCCAAAGGGCCGGGAUCUUUGGUAACAGCCCACAGGGAGCGAUUCCCUGAAGAGCAGACAGCCACCCACUGUGCAGGCCUGGCUCGUGUCUCCUGGGAAAUCGGUGCCGCCCAAGCUGGGUCCGAGGCAGCCUCGCUGGUGGGAAUGACACAGACUCGCCUGUGCAUACCUGGCACGUGAAGCACGGCGAAGGGAACAGGUUUACAGGGAAGUAAAUCCCGCGUGGCUCAGGAGCGAGAAGCCCUGAUGUGUGUGUGCCUGUGUGCGAGCGUGUGUGCGUGAGCUCGUGUGCAGGGCACACACCGUUGUUUCAGCUUCCUUUGUGUUUCCAACCCGUCCAAAGCCAGGCUACUAACAAUUA